Messenger RNA from Zootermopsis nevadensis, 2811 nucleotides. RefSeq names its product proton-coupled zinc antiporter SLC30A2. NCBI's taxonomy places the organism in Eukaryota, Metazoa, Arthropoda, Insecta, Blattodea, Termopsidae. The record is from RefSeq and is a predicted model, not a curated record. Gene Ontology annotation, molecular function: zinc ion transmembrane transporter activity. Gene Ontology annotation, cellular component: plasma membrane. Gene Ontology annotation, biological process: response to zinc ion; zinc ion transmembrane transport.
UGUCAACUGUUUUCAUUCAAGAACGUGUGCAUUCGAAAUUAUUAAGAUAUAUUAGAAAUUAGACUGAAACGGGAAAUUCUAUAUUUUGGUAGUGGGAAGAUAAAAUGCGUCAACGUACUCUCACUGUUUAUACGUCAUACGUCGCGCAGGUGCAGUAGAUUAAAAUAUGGGUUUGUGUUCGUAUGAUAUAAGUGGGAAUUUUAGCACUUAUAUGUAUAGUAUUGUAUAUGUACACAUAUAAUGACGUAGAUAAGUAAUUCCGUAAAUUGUAUACUAUAUUGUGACAAAUAUUUAAUUUGCAAAUGUUUUUACCUAACGUAUUUUUAUAAUUAUCUUGAAAUGGCAAACACAUAUGAUGAAAUGAACGUCUGUGAACACCAGUACACUGGUCGGAUCAACCCAUUGAGUGACGAUAACCUUAUGUUUGAAGAGGAUGCACGAUCUUCCGUGCCUCUGUUGGGCAACAGCGAAGAACCUGCUACUUUCUGUGUUAAAUGCAGUCCCAUGCCCAGCUCCUGCAGAUACAUGAAUUACGAGUCCGAAAUACGAAACCCCGUAGGACUAACAGAAUGGGACAGUAAGAACGUAUUUUCCCAUGAAUGUAAUGGACGGCUUGACACAAUGUUCAACAGCUCACUAGCACCACAAUACCUGAUUACUUCUGCAGCAGAUGGAGCAGAUAUGCCGCUGCUUACUGAUGGAUUGCAGGAGGGAUUUUGUAAUGUAACAGUGAAUCCCUCCAGCAUCAAUGGUGAUGAACUAGACCACUGCCAUGUGGCAGCAGCACCAUUGCAUGGCAACUCUAAAGCAUGGCAACAGCUUCUUGCAGCCACAUUCAUGUGCCUUCUCUUCAUGAUUGUAGAAGUGGUUGGUGGCUAUUUGGCAGGAAGCUUGGCUGUCAUGACAGAUGCAGCUCAUCUGCUUUCCGAUUUUGUGGGCUUUCUGGUCAGUUUGUUUGCCAUCUGGAUUGGUAGACAAGCCCCAACAAGAAGAUUCUCAUUCGGCUACUUUAGAGCUGAGAUCCUGGGGGCAUUGCUAAGUAUUGCCAUCAUUUGGGUCAUGACUGUGGCAUUUAUAUAUCUCGCAAUGCUGCGAAUCAUUCACCAGGAUUUUGACAUACAGGCUGACACCAUGAUGAUUGUAGCUGCUAUAGGAGUUGUUGUCAACAUUAUAAUGGGCCUUGUGUUACAUGGAGCCAGCUGUAGUAAUGGCCAUCGUCACAGUCACCAUGUCCAGCUGGAACAAAGAAAUGGACACAACAAACAGCACAACAUUAAUGUUCGGGCAGCAGUGAUCCACGUUCUGGGUGAUUUUAUCCAGAGUGUUGGUGUUCUUGUGUCAGCCUUAAUCAUUAAAUUUUAUCCAGAAGUGAAGUUAGUGGACCCUAUCUGCACUUUACUGUUCUCCUUAUUGGUUCUUACAACAACACUUCCAGUUUUGAGGGAUGCUACCCACAUACUGAUGGAAGGCUUCCCACGACAUCUUGACUAUACAGCUAUUGCCACCAACCUCCAUGCUCUGGAUGGGGUUAGGGCAGUGCACAACCUGCAUGUGUGGUCACUCACACUCAACAAGAAUGCCUUAGCUGUUCAUCUUGCUGUUGAUCAGGCAACAGACUCGGACCUUGUGCUGAAGCAGGCUCUUACCUUGCUGCAAAGAAAGUUUGACAUUCACCAUGUAACUGUGCAGGUGGAACGCUACUGUGCUGCCACCAUGCAGGACUGUCUACAAUGCCAGUUUUCAAGACCUGCGUCACUGUGAGUGGAUGAAAGUUUGGUCCACUAUUCUGUGUGUUACCAGGCAUCCAUGGUAUUAACCUGAUUCCACAGCAUCUGAAAGGCAAAGCAAACAAUACAAGUCAUAAGCUUAGUUGUACUCUUUUUUGGGGCAUAAAUCUUUCUAUAUUUCAAAUUAUCAGGGGAUAUGGCUGCAUGUUGGAAUGACAAAUGCUCCUGCUGAUGAAGGUACUGACCACUCCAUGCACAUUGGUUUCCAACCAAUAUGUGUUGUGUGCUGAAGUGUUUCAUUUUUAUCCUGUUCAAUUUUUGUAAGGAAUUGUGUUUACAGAGUUAUAAUAAGUGUAUAUACCGGUAAAAUAAGUUGCACUGCCAGUUCAGUGUUUGUAGGAUAGGUAGUACAGAAAUUAACCACCACAUGGACCACAGGAGGAAGGGUAGGGGUAUUAUUUACUCUGCCCUAUAAACACUGUGGAAAUUAAUAUAAAAUGUUUAUGGGUUUAUGUGAUAAUACCAUUCUUGAGGAGAGAAUGUAAUCUUAUAUUUGAUUGUUUUGUAGUUCUGAUUAUGUUGAUGGGAGUGCAAGUACUUGCUUAUAUAUAGACAAAAUGCAAGCAUCAAUGACAGAUUAUUGAUACUCAUUUUAACAUAAGGAGUCAGUUUUUUAUGUUAUUUUCUGUAAAGACUGUGACAAGUAUUACUGUUACUUAAAUUAAACUGUUACAACUGUUCACAUUAUCAUGCAUCAAGUAUGAAUAUUAUAAGGAACAUUUAUGUAUGUUUUACAUUUCUGAUGCUGAAGAAAUUAAAUAUUAUGGCUUGGGUUUAGAGGUGUAUUCCAAGUCUCCCAUAACAACCAAUGUCAGAAUUAUAUUUUUACUGUGAACAUGGUAAGUUAUAGAAUCCCCUGACAAUACAAAAUUAAACCUGCACUGUAUUUAGUUUUGGUGGCUGUUAAUUUGCAUGUGUAGGGUGAACUGAAGACCAAAAUAUUCACUAUUAACAAUGUCCAGUGAAAUUCAAUAUCAUUUUUAUUAUAAUUCACCAAUAAAUAAUAUUUAGUUACAUGUGGCAA